ACCACGUGUGACAAGGAGGAGGGGAGGGAUAAAAAUUCAUGAUAUUCACGUCAAGUAAUUUGUAGACUACCCCUAAAUAUGGAACUCGGCAACCGUAUGAGUGACAUUAACACAUUAACAGUCUUCGUUAUUCACUUGUCUCUGUUAUUAUUAUCGGUUUUUGUUGCCACAAAUUAAAAAUAGGUCGCUAGUUUGUGAUGAAAUUUCCCCAAAUAAAAGCCUAUAUAUAGAACAUGCUUCCGUAUUAAAAAUAACAGCCUUACACAUGAAUAGCUAUGGUGUACGUUACGAGUAGACUUGUAUUAUUGGCUUUGAUAUCCACCAUAUGGGAGGUAUCGGAAUGCGGGUACGUACGCCGCGUCAGGCCCUGCGAGCCACUGCCACGCGUCACACCACGUGUUGUCUACCCCAACCGAAGAGAGCAUGCGCUUGAAAACAUCAUCUCGAAAUUGAUACACGCAUUAGCGGUCACCAAUAUUGAGAGUGGGAAAGGAGGGUCUACAAGGGCUGGAGGUGCAGGCAACGGAGGUGGAAUUAAGGGUGUAGGAGGAAGUAUAGGAGGCGGUAUUGGAGGCGGUAUUGGAGGAGGCGUAGGAGGUGGCAUAGGAGGCGGUAUUGGAGGAGGCGUAGGAGGUGGCAUAGGAGACGGGAUAGGAGGCGGUAUUGGAGGAGGCGUAGGAGGUGGCAUAGGAGAGGGGAUAGGAGGCAGUAUUGGAGGAGGCGUAGGAGGUGGCAUAGGAGGGGGCAUGGGUGGUAUCGGUGGGGGAAUUGGAGGUGGUAUUGCUGAAUCAGGUAGCGGAUCUGACGAUGGAUCCAAUAGCGGAUCUGCUGGUGGACCCGAAGUAGGUGACAGUGGGAGUGAGACAGGUGAUGGUAACGAUGGAACUGAUGAAUCCAGUUCUCCUAUUACGUUGGCAUCGCUACUAGAUAUUGAUAUAACUGCGCUUGAUGAGACGCUGCUGGACUUAGAAGUGCUGCCUGAGAGCAUUGUGAGCGACGACGACUUAUUACAGUCAUUGUUGACAUUAAAUCUUGGUCCACUCUUAGCGGCCUCUUAGUCAUCUAAAUGUGCACUUGUGCAGUCAGCAGGAUAAGUAGCUAAGCAGGCAGACUGAUAUCAUAAUGCUAUCUCCUUUACCCUUUUUAAGAAUAACCCAGAGUGAAAGAGAUGGCAUUAAGGCCUGCCUCGCCACUUAGUUUUGCAGCAAGUAUAACAAUAAUGUUGAACGUUGGAAGAGUUUUUUAAAGUCAGACCAAGAUAAGUUGGCAGCGAUUUUGACUUUACGACCUGACGUGACGUGUCGACAGCACGUCACGGGUUAAGUAAUAAUUUCAUAGAAGUUUGACGUUUAAAAAACACGUGCACCGUCUGGGCUAUUAAAAUCGCUGCCAACUUAUAUUGGUCGGACUCUAGUCGAUUCUGUAUCAUUAAACUUGUGCCUUUUGUGCUCUAAUGUAAUUGUACGAUAUUUUAAGUAUCCGACAAGUGAUGAUUAUUUAAUAAAAAAUAUAUUGAUGUGUUUUAA
Cydia pomonella (codling moth) is the source of this 1526-nucleotide messenger RNA. RefSeq lists its product as uncharacterized. Bases 276 to 1058 code for a protein of 260 amino acids. Lineage: Eukaryota; Metazoa; Arthropoda; Insecta; Lepidoptera; Tortricidae. The record is from RefSeq and is a predicted model, not a curated record. The transcript is spliced from 2 exons.